AUGAACAUCGCCGUUCUCAUCACCGGAUCCCGCGGAGACGUUCAGCCUUUCAUCGCUCUAUCCAAGGUCCUCCAAGGCCCGCCGUAUCAUCACAGGGUCAGAAUCGUCACCCACCCAAACUUCAAAGGGUUUGUCGAGGAGAACGGCAUCGAGUUCUACUCUAUGGGCGGAGACCCGGAAAAGUUGAUGGCGUACAUGGUCCGAAAUCCUUCGAUUCUACCUUCGUUGGCGUCGAUGAAAGCUGGCGACGUGGGGAUGAGAAGGAAAGAGAUCGCAGAAAUGCUGUACGGUGCAUGGAGAGGAUGCACCGAGGCUGGAGAUGGAAUAGAGGAUCUGACGGACAACGACAUCCCGUUUGUCGCUGAUGCUAUCAUCGCCAAUCCUCCAAGCUACGCUCAUAUUCACAUUGCCGAGAAGCUUUCAGUCCCACUCCACAUAAUGUUUACAAUGCCCUGGUCCCCGACUACAGCCUUCCCGCACCCACUGGCCAACGUACAUGCAAGCAAAGCAACCAGCAAGGUGGCCAAUUGGACUUCCUAUUACGAAAUGGAUCUCUUGACAUGGGAGGGCCUCGCUGAUCUUAUCAACCGCUUCCGCGUACGAACUCUUGACCUCGAUCCGCUGAGUCCUCUCUGGGCUCAUCUGCUAUUUACGCGCCUUGAGGUCCCCUUUACGUAUUGCUGGAGCGAAGCCUUGAUCCCAAAGCCAGCCGAUUGGGGGCCACAUAUCAGCAUCAGCGGCUUCUUUUUCCUAUCCCUGGCAUCAUCCUACACGCCAUCGCCGGAGCUUCAGGCGUUCCUUGAUGCAGGCCCGCCACCCGUGUACAUUGGUUUUGGUUCGAUCGUCGUCGACGAUGCGCAGCGUCUCACAGACAUUGUUUUGGAAGCGGUUAAAAAGUCAGGUGUGCGAGCACUCGUCUCCAGAGGAUGGGGCAACAUGGGCGGUUCUGACGUGCCCGACAACGUCUUUCUCCUUGGAAAUGUGCCACAUGACUGGCUCUUUCCGCGCGUAUCCGCCGUGGUCCAUCACGGCGGUGCCGGCACAACGGCCAUUGGCAUCGCGCUUGGCAAGCCUACCGUAAUUGUCCCUUUCUUCGGCGAUCAGCCAUGGUGGGCGAGUAUGGUGUACCGUGCAGGCGCAGGUCCUGAGGCAGUUCAUUUCAAGAAGCUUACGGCCGACAAGCUCGCCCAAAACAUUACCGAAGCAUUGAAGCCAGAGAUGCAGAUUCGGGCAAAUGAGCUGGCAGCCAAAAUUCACGGAGAAAAGGGAGCAGAGAAAGCAGCGGAGAUUUUCCAAUCCAUGCCACAGAUGCGAGGCACGGCUUGUGCACUAUGUCCGGACAGAGUGGCGGUAUGGAAGGUCCGACCAACGGGAAUCCAGCUGAGUGCUGUAGCUACGACCAUUCUCGUAAGCAGAGGGCUCAUUGAUCCACAUGACCUCACGCUUUGCGAACAUAAGCGCUGGUUUGUCGAAGAGGGCCCACCCGACCCCAUUGGCGCCCUCAUUGGCACCACUGUCGGGUGGGUGCGCGCCUACCAAACGAUCUUCAGCGACUUCAAAAACGACCUCUCCCAGUCUCCUUUCCCAACAUCCCACCACCACACUCGCUCGUCAAAAGGCACGCCAACCCCACCAUCACCAGCUGGUGGUCUCUCCUCCAUCGACCGCCCCAUCCACCCUUCCGCCCUCAGAAUCUCCGCCUUCCACCGUCCCCACCACAGAAAACACAACCACAACCACAAGCUCGCUCCCGCUCUCGGGGCCCUCGCCUCUCGCACGCUGCAGAUUACCCUGCUGCGCGGCCCCGUGGCCCUUUUGUACAACCUAGCCAACGGUCUGCACAACGCGCCGUCCGUCCUCUUCCACGACCCGACAGUGCGCAGCCCGCGCCCCCGCAUCGACGACAUCGCGUCUGGCGCAAAGGUGGGCGGCAAAGAGCUGGUAUAUGGGCUAUAUGACGCGGUUGCAGGGAUUGUGGUGCUACCGUAUCUAGGGUACAAGGAUGCUGGUGCGGCGGCCGAGGCGGAGGGUGCAGGGUUUGCGGACGGGAAGGGCGAGGAUGGAGAUGGGAAGAAAAGUAAGACGCAUAGGAAGGGUAGGAAGAGGGACAGGGCGCUUGGUGUUGCAAAGGGCGUCGCGCAGGCGCUUGCUGGCGCGCCGUUCAAGGUCUGCGCGGCGGUCGCGGGGCCGAUGGGGUACGGGGCGAAGGGCGUAGAGAGGCAGGUGGCUGGGUGGAUUGCGGAGGUGGAGAGGAAGAAGGGACAGAAGGGGCAGCAGUUGAGGCUGCCGGAUUGCUUGGGAAGCGAGGACACCAAGAUGAAGAUUAUGAGUGCGUGCGAGAAGGUGGGUGGACAUGAGAGCGUUAGGUGGGUGGUGGAGAGGAGGGUGUUGCAGGGGUGUUGGGAAAUGUCAAGAUUGGAGGAGGAGAUGGAUGAUGGCGCUCAUGCAUUUUCCGAAGAGGUCAUCAGGAAGUGGGAGGCACUGGAUAGGGGGAGGAGGGCUAGCAGAGUUAGCAUAGUUGCAUAA
Lasiodiplodia theobromae is the source of this 2526-nucleotide messenger RNA. RefSeq names its product UDP-glucuronosyl/UDP-glucosyltransferase. The coding region runs from base 1 to 2526 and encodes 841 amino acids. The record is from RefSeq and is a predicted model, not a curated record. Gene Ontology annotation, biological process: carbohydrate metabolic process. The transcript is spliced from 4 exons. Gene Ontology annotation, molecular function: UDP-glycosyltransferase activity; hexosyltransferase activity. Lineage: Eukaryota; Fungi; Ascomycota; Dothideomycetes; Botryosphaeriales; Botryosphaeriaceae.